AUGCAGACUUUUCCCCCACGCACCCUUGAUGCCAUCCUCCAGGUCGGUCGUUCUGCUUUGACAACCGUCAAGGACCUACCCCUGGACACUACUAAGGAACACCUCCUCCUCUCCAACUACUUCCACACCCAUACCGCUAGUGAGUGCAAAAACAUCCUCCUCUCCCAAGCGCACGGAUUUGCUUACUUUGAUGGUGCCAAUGGUACCCUCCGGCAAGUCAUCUGCGCUAAGCAGGUCGGCCCCAACUUGCACUGGGCAUCCGCCAAUGAUAGCUAUGAUGCCCCCACCCCAGUUGCUUUUUCUUUAGAUGCCCUUGGCAGCAGUGUCAUAUCUAUUGCCCGAGACGACCUCGCUCGAGAAUGUCAAGCCCGGCACCUUCAUGACGCCCAAUACUCUGCCCACACUGCCUUGGCCCCCGAUAGCACCGACCCUCCCAAGGACAUCCACUGGCCCAGUGGGGACGGCGUGUUCACCGAAGUCAAAAAGUUCUUCCCCAUCUACCCUGGUGCCAACAUCCCACCAAGCCUUACGCUAUCCGCCGCCCCACCAGCCAAUCUGGAUUCCUUCCACCCCCAAUUCCGGCUCUGGUACGAGGCAAUGGAGUACCUUCACGAUCACAAUGAGUCCCAGAGCCUCCAUUCCCACGCCCACAUCUUUAGCGUCGACACCAUCCCAACCGAUCGAUUUCCAGACAGCGACCUGGCUACGCAUCUGACAUAUUCCCCAUCCACCGUCAGUGCGUUUGCAGCUGAAGUCCCCACCUACAAAGCCCUCUUCAAAGAAUUCAAACGGCACUCGGCCCUCUCUACUUUAGCAUCUACUAAUCAUGUCACUACUCAAGAAGCUCCAGCAGCCCCCCUUCCAGCAGGAGCCCCAUUCGAUAGCGAACUUUUUGCCCAGAUCAU
This is a messenger RNA of Cylindrotheca closterium, 905 nucleotides long. Lineage: Eukaryota; Bacillariophyta; Bacillariophyceae; Bacillariales; Bacillariaceae. The record is from the annotation of a GenBank genome assembly.